UUCAGGCCAGAGGCACGGCGCUUGCUAACAAUGAAACACAGGCGGAGGCAGGCAGUGGAACUCUAGCCUGUGGUGCCUGUCAUUUAGACAGAGAGAUGGGUAGAUGACGACCGAGAUCAAUGGAGUCGAGGGCCCGUUGAUAGCAUGAAUGACAGGUAUCACAAGGCGGCCCGGGAUGGCUACCUGGACCUGCUGAAGGAGGCUACGCGGAAGGACUUGAACGCGCCGGAUGAAGAUGGCAUGACACCGACGUUAUGGGCCGCUUAUCAUGGCAACUUGGAGGCUCUGCGACUUAUCGUGGGCAGAGGAGGCAACCCCGAUAAGUGUGACAUAUGGGGGAACACGCCUCUCCACCUGGCGGCCGCCAACGGCCACCACAACUGCCUGUCCUUCCUGGUGUCCUUCGGUGCCAACAUGUGGUGCCUGGACAACGACUACCACACGCCCCUGGACAUGGCCGCCACCAAAAGCCACAUGGACUGUGUCCGCUACCUGGACUCCAUCGCCGCCAAGCAGUCAGCCCUCAACCCCAAGCUGGUGGGGAAGCUGAAGGAGCAGGCUUUCCGCGAGGCCGAGAGGAGGAUUAAGGAGUGUGUGAAGCUGCAGCGGAAGCACCACAAGCGUAUGGAGCGCAAGUUCCACAAAGAGGCGGCGUCGGAGCAGUCCAUGUCAGACGCCAUGAGCUUCUCCAGCUACACAAGCAGCUCUGUGAGCCGCAAACUGCACCACCUAAACACCACCACUGUCAGUGUGCCAUACUCUCAGGCUACUCUUCACGCCACAACCCGAGGCAAGACCAAGAUCCAGAAGAGGUUGGAGAAGAGGAAGCAAGGGGACGGGACCUUCAAGAUCUACGAGGAUGGCAGGAAGAGCGUGCGCUCCCUCUCGGGCCUUCAGCUGGGCAACGAUGUCAUGUUCCUUAAACAGGGAACCUAUGUCGGCCCUCGGGACCGCGCAGGGCGCCGCGGCAACCUCCGAGACAUAUUCCACGGAGACGCCAACGACGACGCCAUCUCUCGUGCCAUCAGCGAGCCGGACUUGUCUUACCGGCCCGACAUGGAACACUCUGAGGUCAGCACCGACUCGGGCCACGACUCUCUCUUCAACCGGCCCGGUCUGGGAACCAUGGUGUUCCGACGCAACUAUAUCAGCGGUGGCCUGUUCGGCAUCGGCGGGCGUGACGAGGGGAGCCUCGGCGGAGGAACCGAACGGGCUGGCAGCACCAACGUGCGGCUGCGCAGCCGGCUGCGGCGUUCGCCCAGCCUGGACGAUGGGGGGGACAGCAUCGGCAGUGCCAGCAGCCUCCGGGAAAGGAACCGCCAGGAGCUUCCCUGGGACGAGCUGGAGCUGGGGCUGGAUGAUGACUGUGAGGCCGUGACCAGCCCGUUGGAGGUGUUCUUGGCUGCGCAGACCAUGGGCGAGUUCCUCACCGUCUUCAGGCGGGAGAAGAUCGACCUGGAGGCGCUGCUGCUGUGCUCGGACCAGGACCUCAAGAGCAUCCACAUCCCCCUGGGGCCCAGGAAGAAAAUUCUAGAUGCCUGCAAGAGACGUCUGGAGACCCUUGAGGACCCUGACUACAUCGAGGACACCCUGCUGUGAAUGGUGAAUGACACUUUUGGAUCUGAAGAUGCUGUGUAGGUACUGUAUACCUCUACUACUGUGAUGUUCACCUACAGAGUAAACCUAGCCUACAGAGUAAACCUACACUACAGAGUAAACCUAGCCUACAGAGUAAACCUACACUACAGAGUAAACCUACACUACAGAGUAAACCUAGCCUACAGAGUAAACCUACACUACAGAGUAAACCUACACUACAGAGUA
Molecule: messenger RNA, 1824 nt
Organism: Oncorhynchus gorbuscha (pink salmon)
Lineage: Eukaryota; Metazoa; Chordata; Actinopteri; Salmoniformes; Salmonidae
Gene: ush1ga
Product: Usher syndrome 1Ga (autosomal recessive)
Exons: 3
Coding region: 145-1599 (484 amino acids)
Biological process (GO): sensory perception of sound; sensory perception of light stimulus; equilibrioception
Molecular function (GO): protein binding
Source: RefSeq, a predicted model, not a curated record